Beauveria bassiana ARSEF 2860 is the source of this 1098-nucleotide messenger RNA. Its product is annotated as mitochondrial protein. The transcript has 3 exons. NCBI's taxonomy places the organism in Eukaryota, Fungi, Ascomycota, Sordariomycetes, Hypocreales, Cordycipitaceae. The record is from RefSeq and is a predicted model, not a curated record. The coding region runs from base 1 to 1098 and encodes 365 amino acids.
AUGAUGGCCGUUGCUGCUAACAAGAACCUUUGUUGCUUCUUGUUUAAGGAGAGCAUAUUAACGUGCCGCUACGACUAUUUAAAGCAGAGGGCCCCAACCGCGUCCCCUUUUCCCCGCCGGCCGCAGAUGCCCGAAUCGCGCGACAUUACCAGCGACGACGCAAACGACGACAUCGACACCGACAGCAGCAACAGCAGCAGCAGUAUGACCACGAAGCUCUCACCCGCUCUCAAGGCGCUCAUCAACGCGCCCGCUGCGCGCCCUGGUCCCUGCCCGGCUCCAAGCGGCAUCCGCGACGUAUAUGCGCGAAUCGCGCAGGACGCUGCAGCGCGCAACCUCGGUCCGCGUCCGUGGGUGAUUCUCUCGGCCGCCGCCACGUUUACGCUCAACUCGCCCGACUCACUCUCCGCGCUGCACUCGGUCGCCUCGACCGCGUGCUCCUCCCCGACGGCCGCUGCCGAGCUCAUUCGCGAAGUCGGCCUCAAGUGCAUCUCCUUUAACGGCAUCCCGCGCACCAUCAACUGCCUCAACGCGUUUCGCGCCGCGCUACCCCCGGCCGUAACGUCGUCGCUGCGCACGCGGCCGACGCGGACGCCAGAUAUAGGCGCGGGCCCCAACAGCCUCGCGGCAACGACGGCGCGGGGCCGCGCGCUCUGGGACUCGGUGUACGCGCCGUUUGAAACCAAGUUGUACGAUAAGCUGGCGCGCGCGCAUCCGGAUCUGCCGGUGCACAUUCUGCACAGCCACUAUGCGGCGCUGCUGGCGGAUCCGCCGGGGGAAGGGGAAGAAGAGUUGGUGUUGGAGGAGGGUGAUGAUGGCAGAAGGCGGCUGGGGAGGGUCAUGACGAGCGUGGUGGCGGUGGCGUGUCUGCGCGCGCAGACGGGCGUUGGGCCGCAGGUGCUGUCGCACGUGUUCGGGCUGCGCAAGGCGCUGAGCGACGGGACGUACAAGCAGGACGGGAUGAGCGAGGACGAGGAGAGGGCGGCGAGGUGGCUGGCCGGGGACGAGGGCAGCGAGUGGCUGCUCAAGUCGGUGGAUCGUGUAUCAUCGGCGCUAGGGGGCAGUAAUUUUGCGCAGCCGAGGGAGUCGAAGCUGUAG